CUGAGCUUCCCCGGAUCGGCGCGAACCCCUGAAUCACUGGCAAAACUCUUUCUUCCACCACCCCUGAACAAAACCUCCUAUCAAAACAAUUAUGACCUCCUGCACAGACGACGACGCCUCGUGCGAAAAACCAACAAGCCAUGCGAUUAUUUACGGCGUGCCGGCUGUUAUAUCUGUCGUUUUCCUAAUCGCCUUUAUAAUUGCCUGCUAUAUAUUCGUCCGACGAUACCGACAGAGAGAACGCGCCGAGGACGAGAGGAUGGAACAGUUACGGGAAUUACGGGCCUUCAAGAGGGUGGAUGAGCAUGGGACUUGGGCGGAGCGCAGGGAGCAUGGGCUUCCUCCUGUAUAUUCACCAGGGGGGAGGGGGAGGGGGAGGGACAGCAGGGAUGAUUUUUAACAGCCGGUUGUCUAAAUACUGAAGGGGUGAAGGAUGAACCUGUCCACAGAGUAAACAGGAACGGAAUCCUAAGCAAAGAGCAGUCGGUCACUACAUCACGGCUCAUAAACUGUAAAACCCAGUCAGGGACGGAGAUAAAGAAGCAAUCCCGGAUACCAGUAUCACAACUUAUACAGUUGAUGACGACGGUAAUUUCAUUUACCCUGACCCCUCGCAGAGCGGGCGGAAGAAGUGGGUUUAACCUGGGUAUGCAGUUGCUUUAGCUAAUCAGUCUGCCGCGUUAUUGCUGGGGUUAUAUACUUUGGAUUACUUGCAAGGCUGAUCUGCUAUUACAUAUAAUAGCGGCU
Molecule: messenger RNA, 747 nt
Organism: Aspergillus versicolor CBS 583.65
Lineage: Eukaryota; Fungi; Ascomycota; Eurotiomycetes; Eurotiales; Aspergillaceae
Exons: 2
Coding region: 92-400 (102 amino acids)
Source: RefSeq, a predicted model, not a curated record